Microtus ochrogaster (prairie vole) is the source of this 920-nucleotide messenger RNA. RefSeq names its product casein kinase 2 beta (gene Csnk2b). The record is from RefSeq and is a predicted model, not a curated record. Gene Ontology annotation, molecular function: protein kinase regulator activity. NCBI's taxonomy places the organism in Eukaryota, Metazoa, Chordata, Mammalia, Rodentia, Cricetidae. Gene Ontology annotation, cellular component: protein kinase CK2 complex; cytoplasm.
AGUGCAUCAGGACCUGUCAUCUUCUGGAAAGUAGUGGAACUCAUUCUCACACUGAACGGGGGCCGAGGCAAAGAAGAGACGCGCGGAGAGCGAUGCUUCAGAGCCUGGGGUCCCUUAAGCCAAGCCGACGUGAAGAUGAGUAGCUCUGAGGAGGUGUCCUGGAUUUCCUGGUUCUGUGGGCUCCGUGGCAAUGAAUUCUUCUGUGAGGUGGAUGAAGACUACAUCCAGGACAAGUUUAAUCUCACUGGGCUCAAUGAGCAGGUGCCUCACUAUCGACAAGCUCUAGACAUGAUCCUGGACCUGGAGCCUGAUGAAGAACUGGAGGACAACCCCAACCAGAGUGACCUGAUUGAACAGGCAGCGGAGAUGCUUUAUGGGUUGAUCCACGCCCGCUACAUCCUCACCAACCGAGGCAUCGCCCAAAUGUUGGAAAAGUACCAGCAGGGAGACUUUGGCUACUGUCCUCGUGUGUACUGUGAGAACCAGCCGAUGCUUCCUAUUGGCCUUUCGGACAUCCCAGGCGAGGCCAUGGUGAAGCUCUACUGCCCCAAGUGCAUGGACGUGUACACCCCCAAAUCGUCACGGCACCAUCACACCGACGGCGCCUACUUCGGCACUGGCUUCCCCCACAUGCUCUUCAUGGUGCACCCAGAGUACCGGCCCAAACGACCCGCCAACCAGUUUGUACCCAGGCUCUAUGGUUUCAAGAUUCAUCCAAUGGCUUACCAGCUGCAGCUCCAAGCCGCCAGCAACUUCAAGAGCCCAGUCAAGACUAUUCGCUGAUGCCCCGUGCACCUUUCCUCUGUCUUUGGCACCACCGUUCCUUCGCUGCUCCCUUUCAGGAAUUCUAUGGUUUUUAGUUUAAAUUAAAGGGAUUGCUAUCGUGGUGGGAACAUGAAAUAAACUGGAAGAAAAGGCCA